GAACAUGAAUGCCUUGAAUUUCCACGGCACGUGCAGCGGUGGAGUGUUUCCCGUCCAUCACUCAAACUCUGCGCUUUUCAACCACCACCAGCAGAUGGCGCAGCAGUACCACAUUUACACCGCAGCCGGUCCCACGGUGCACGCGCUGUCUGUGGCUGAAAGACUGGCAGAGCUUAUUCUAGAGGCUCGCUAUGGCAACUAUCAGAAGCAGCGUCGCAGCCGCACAGCUUUCACUGUGCCCCAGCUGCAAGCUCUGGAAAAAGCCUUCCAACAGACAAAGUACCCAGAUGUCAGCAUGAGAGAGAGACUGGCUGUCUGCAUCAACCUGCCUGAGGCUCGCAUUCAGAAUAACUUCUGUUACCUUCAUGAUGUCAUGCAGGUGUGGUUCAAGAACAGGAGGGCAAAGUUCCGCAAAAGUCAGAGAUGCUCCCUGUUCUCUAGAGACCAGCACAGUCUGGAGGAAGCACUGCAGUGCACCAAGGUGGAGGAAGAGGAAGGGAGGACCGCAGACAACAAGGACGUCACUACAAGACACGGGCAAAGCCACAUCCUUCCUUAUCCACCCCAGCUUUCUCUGGGUGAGAAAGACCGUUCGACGGCAGCAGACUUUGAGGUUGCACGGUGCCCUGUCCAGUUGCAUUCUCCUCCACUUUUCCCAUUUGUGACAGCGGAGCGAUAUGGCCACCAGCCUGUUUUAGGACGGCUUUCCCCUGAGCUCACUGGCUCCUCGGUCUUCUGGCCGGUCAUGCAGCAGCACACCGCUGCCCUGAGUGUUUUGCCGUCAUCGCUUCAUAAGAACUGUGGCCUCUCCCUUCAGAUGGCUUGUUCCAGUAACAGUUUGCCUCACCCUCACCUGGGGGUGUAAGUGCACACCUGUAAAUAUGAUCAGCAGGUCAGGAGUUCAAGUUUGUAUAGACCUGAAGCACAGAGGUGCCUUCUAUCUCAUGUAAGCUUGACUACAAGCAGAGCACA
Thalassophryne amazonica is the source of this 972-nucleotide messenger RNA. RefSeq lists its product as uncharacterized. The transcript is spliced from 3 exons. The coding region runs from base 5 to 865 and encodes 286 amino acids. Gene Ontology annotation, biological process: regulation of transcription by RNA polymerase II. Lineage: Eukaryota; Metazoa; Chordata; Actinopteri; Batrachoidiformes; Batrachoididae. Gene Ontology annotation, molecular function: RNA polymerase II transcription regulatory region sequence-specific DNA binding; DNA-binding transcription factor activity, RNA polymerase II-specific. The record is from RefSeq and is a predicted model, not a curated record.